Messenger RNA from Rhododendron vialii, 1684 nucleotides. RefSeq names its product probable sugar phosphate/phosphate translocator At1g12500. The coding region runs from base 258 to 1307 and encodes 349 amino acids. Lineage: Eukaryota; Viridiplantae; Streptophyta; Magnoliopsida; Ericales; Ericaceae. The transcript has a single exon. The record is from RefSeq and is a predicted model, not a curated record. Gene Ontology annotation, molecular function: antiporter activity. Gene Ontology annotation, cellular component: Golgi apparatus.
GUCUUAUUCCCCCACUUCCCCCCAUCCAACCCUUCAAAACCCCUCUCCCCCUCCCAAAUCUAACCCUCCACCGUCCGAUCAGAUCUGCAGCCCCCGCCCCCACACCCCAUACCUCCAUACUCCCUCGACAGUUCACUUCCCCAGAUCCAACCCUCUCUCUCUCUCUCCUCAACAUACAUCCACUCAGGACCACUCCGACUACAGACCACAGAGAGAGAAGAGAGUAAAAAAAAACUCAAAACUUUCCAAUUCUGCCCAUGGUGGUGGACGGAGGACACUCGUGGACCACCCGCCGGGGCAGCAACCCCCGCCUGGAAGACCAACAAAUCGUCGACAUUCCAUCCACCCCCACCGCCGACACCCGCACCGCCGGAUCCCUCCUCUCCCCGAGCAUUCUGACGGCGGCGAUCAUCCUCUCCUGGUACCUCUCCAACAUCGGCGUCCUCCUUCUCAACAAGUACCUCCUCUCCAUCUACGGCUUCCGCUACCCCAUCUUCCUCACCCUCCUCCACAUGCUCUCCUGCUUCUUCUACAGCUUCCUCGCCGUCAACUACCUCCGCCUCGCCCCCUUACAGCCCAUUCUCUCCCGCCGCCAGCUACUCAAGAUCCUCACCCUCUCCGUCAUCUUCUGCUUCUCCGUCGUCUGCGGCAACACCUCCCUCCGUUACCUCCCCGUUUCGUUUAACCAAGCCAUCGGCGCCACCACCCCAUUCUUCACCGCCAUCUUCUCAGUCCUCAUCACGUGUAAAAAAGAAUCCAAGGAGGUUUACCUCGCCUUGUUACCGGUCGUGUUCGGAAUCGUGAUAGCGAGCAACAGCGAGCCGUUGUUUCAUUUGUUAGGUUUCUUAAUCUGCGUCGGCUCUACCGCCGGCCGGGCCUUGAAAUCGGUUAUCCAGGGUUUGAUUUUGACGUCGGAUUCGGAGAAAUUGAAUUCGAUGAAUCUGUUGUUGUACAUGGCGCCGAUGGCGGCGGUGAUUUUGCUGCCGUUUUCGGUUUACAUGGAAGGGAAUGUGGCGGCGAUUACGGUGGAGAAAGCGAGGGAGGAUUGGUUUAUUGUUUUUCUGUUGGUCGGGAAUGCGACGGUGGCGUACUUGGUGAACUUGACGAAUUUUUUGGUGACGAAGCACACGAGCGCGCUGACGCUGCAGGUGCUGGGGAACGCGAAGGCGGCGGUGGCGGCGGUGGUGUCGGUGUUGAUUUUCAGGAAUCCGGUGACGGUGAUGGGGAUGGCGGGAUUCGGGGUGACGGUGAUGGGAGUGGGGCUUUACAGCGAGGCCAAGAAGAGGUCGAAAGGUACAGCUCAUUGACAGAUACGAUGGUUCGAUUCUUUUUUGCUUUAAUUCGAUGCUCUUUUUUUUUUAUUAAAUGAAAAAAAAAAGAGAAAAAGAUUAGUGUUUUACUCCUACUUUGUUUAAAGUUCUGAAUGGAAUGAAGGAAAAUGAAAGAGGAUUGGGAUUAAAGGGGAAAACUUUCGAUGAUUGCAAUUGUAUAGGAUUAUGAUUUAUGGGAGACAAGAAGGGUUAUGUGUUUUGUUCUUUCCACAAUUUUUGUUUUAGGUGGUGAUUUGAGAAUUUUGAAAAUUCAGAUCUCUCAUUUUGCUUGCCCCUGUUUGUAACUUUAUAUGUCGGUUGCUGCAUUUGUAGAACACAAAAAAAUGAAGGCUGAUUGAUUCUUCAUGUUGUUA